Molecule: messenger RNA, 4236 nt
Organism: Herpailurus yagouaroundi (jaguarundi)
Lineage: Eukaryota; Metazoa; Chordata; Mammalia; Carnivora; Felidae
Gene: ZNF37A
Product: zinc finger protein 37A
Exons: 6
Coding region: 1698-3275 (525 amino acids)
Biological process (GO): regulation of transcription by RNA polymerase II
Cellular component (GO): PcG protein complex; chromatin; transcription regulator complex
Molecular function (GO): RNA polymerase II cis-regulatory region sequence-specific DNA binding; DNA-binding transcription factor activity, RNA polymerase II-specific
Source: RefSeq, a predicted model, not a curated record
CCUGUCAUCUGUUGACAGAGGUUUACCACUUUAUUUCCGAUCUGGAUGACUUUUAUUCCAUUUUAUUGCCUAAUUUCCCUUUCUAGGACCUUCGGUUCGACAUUAACCGUAAGUGGUAAGAGUGGUGUAAGGGCAUAUACAAAUGAAAAAUAAGAGGCUUAAUAUUCUAAAAAUGAAGAGACAUCCCUCCUUGUAGAUUAUUUUCUUUGUAAAGUUGUAAAUUCUUUGUCUGCGCUUUUGAGAAUGAACCAUAAAUCUUCUUAAAUGUCUCUUGGCAGUUUUACAGCCUAGAAUGUCUUUCCCAAGGACCUCAGAACCAUCUGUUUGAAAUGUAAUAGGGAGCUGGCACUUCUGUCUCCCAGAGUCUGUGAGAGGGUAGAAGCCUAAACUUUGGUGGUUGGGGUCUUGAUCCAAGUUGCAAAACUACCUCCUGUCAUAAAGAUAGGAGAAGCUUGUUUUUUUAACUUGUAAAACCAAUAAACCAACACAGGUGGUCAUCCCAAUUACCAGGCAAAUUUAGGGCAAACAAUGUGUGAUAAAGGAUGCUGUGAAGUCCUCCUACUUGAGAAUUAGUUCUUGUUUAUUUUUGCAACAUUUAUGUGAUGGGAUGUAUCUGCUUGGCUAUAAAAAGGUGAGAUUUCUUUCUGUCCUUGGAUUGUCUUUGAGAUAUAUCCCGCCAUUCAAUGAUAAGAUUGUUUUCUUUGUCUUCUGCCUGAGUGACUAAGUUUUCUAGGUUCGGGGAAGAUUUGUUUUCAAUUAGAUUUCCCUAACAAUUUCGGCGAUAAGGAUGGUGAUUCCUGACCACUCUAAUGCUAAAUCGGGUAUGCUUUCUCAUCAAUGAAUGCCUGAAAGGACGAACGAAAUAAGAGAGGUAUGAUACUGUCGAUGUUACAAUAUAAAUAGAACACAGACUGUCUCUGGAAGAAAUUCUGCAGGUGCAUUUUGCAGUAGAAACUGCUAGGAGAGCCAAUUCAUCAGGGAAAUGGAAUUAAUGAAAGAGGUGUGUAUUUAGAUUCUUAGCAUUAAUUUCGGAUAAGCAAUGAGUCAAACUGUACUAUCGGUGCCUCCUGCUUGUACCUUAUUUGCUAAAUCGGGCAGUUAUACCCAAAGUCUCCUAAGCCUGAAGGCUGAUUCCGAAGGAGGUGUCGCCAGCGUCUUAAGAAACUCAGCGCGCGCUUCCUGCUCGGGCGCAGGAGCCGCUCGGGGCCUUCUGCGCAUGUGCGCUGCGCUCCUCCCGGUAGUUCACGUCGCCGCCGCGGCAUCGCGAGAAGACGGUCCCGGAUGCUCUCGCGACUGAGGGCCUUUGGGCAGGCGGGGAGGACGUGGUGGGUGAGGCCCGGGUGGCUGUGGUGGUUGUUGGUGACCGGUGGGACGGAGGCCUUGUGCGGGAGGGGCCGGUGACGGAGAAAACGGCUCGGUGCCUGAGCGCGGGGUGAGUCCUGCUCCGUCUGUAUGCAUCGAAUGAGAACCAGCGCGUCCCCGCUCUUGUUACCCAGCGAAGGUUCGUGUUGUCGUCUCCGAGGUGAAGGGUCGCCCGACGCCUUGCUGUGCCCUCCUGGCUAUCCCUACUCUUCCAGGGCCAGCAGAAGAUGAUCACAUCCCAGGGAUAAUUGUCAUUCGGGGAUGUGACUCUGGGCUUCACUGAGGAGGAGUGGCAGCGCCUGGACCCUGCUCAGAGGACCCUGUACAGGGACGUGAUGCUGGAGAACUACAGCCACCUUGUCGCUGUGGGGUUAUCCAUUCCUAAACCAGAAGUGAUCCUCAAGUUGGAGCAAGGAGAGGAGCCAUGGAUAUUAGAGUCCCCAGGCCAGAGUGACCCAGAAUUAAUUAAUAGCAGUAGAAACUAUUCAAGAAAGAAGUUCAAUGAGUUUAACAAAGGUAGAAAUUGGCUCCAUAAUGAUAAGCAUGAAGGAAUUUAUUCUGAAGAGAAACUUUAUAAAUAUAAUAAAAACGGGAAUGGCCUCCAUCUUAAUGAAGAUUUUGUUCACCGUCAGAAAAUUCAGAUUUUGGAGCAACCUUUUGAGUACAGUGAAUGUAGGAAAGCUUUCCAUGAGAAUUCACUCUUUGUUGUACAUAAGAAAACUUACACAGGAAAGAACUCCUGUGAACACACUGAUUAUGGGAAGAUCUUCUGUGAUAUGUCAUCCCUCAUGGCUCAUCAGAGAACACAUCCAAGAGAGAAUCAGUAUGAAUUUAAUGAAUGUGGAGAAAAUUUCUUUGAGGAAUCCAUUCUCUUUGAGCAUCAGAGUGUUCAGCCUUUCAGCCAGAAGUCAAACCUCAUUCCAGUUCAGAGAAGCCACUCAAUUGACAAUGUGAUUGAAUAUAAUGAAUGUAGAACGUUUUUCAGUGAAAAGCUAGUCUUUGGUGUACAACAGAGAACACGCACAGGAGAAAAACCUUAUGAGUGUCAUGAUUGCGGAAAAACCUUCAACCAGAAGUCAGCCCACACAAGACAUCAGAGAACACACACAGGGGAAAAAUCUUGUGAAUGUCAGGAAUGUGGGAAAACUUUCUACAAGAAUUCAGACCUCAUUAAACACCAGAGAAUUCACACAGGGGAGAAACCUUUUGAAUGUCAGGAAUGCGGGAAAUCCUUCAGUGAAAAGUCAACCCUCACUCAACAUCGAAGAACACACACAGGGGAGAAACCGUAUGAAUGUCGUGAAUGUGGGAAAGCCUUCUCGUUCAAGUCAGUCCUUACUGUACAUCAGAAAACACACACAGGGGAGAAGCCCUACGAGUGUUAUGAAUGUAGGAAAGCCUUUCUUAGAAAAUCAGACCUCAUUAAACAUCGAAGAACUCACACAGGGGAGAAACCUUAUGAAUGUAAUGAAUGUGGGAAAUCCUUCUCUGAGAAGUCAACCCUUACCAAACAUCUGAGAACUCACACAGGUGAGAAACCCUAUGAAUGUAUUGAAUGUGGGAAAUUUUUCUGCUACUACUCGGGUUUCACAGAACAUCAGAGAAGACACACAGGGGAGAAACCUUUUGGAUGUAAUGAAUGUGGGAAAAACUUCCGUCAGAAGUCAGCCCUAAUUGUUCAUCAGAGAACUCACAUAAGACAGAAACCCUAUGAAUGUAAUGAAUGUGGGAAAUCAUUCUGUGUAAAGUCAAAACUCAUUGCACAUCAUAGAACACACACAGGGGAAAAACCCUAUGAAUGUAAUGUAUGUGGAAAAUCAUUUUAUGUGAAGUCAAAACUCACUGUACAUCAACGAACACAUUUGGGGAGAAACCCUAUAAAUGUAAUAAAUGGGGGAAGUCACUCUGGGUGAAGUCAAGAUUUUAUAGAAAAAGAAUGCAAAAGGGGAGAAAAAUCUGUUGCUGUAAUGAUUUUGAAAACAUCUUAGGUCUAAAGUCAGUUCUCACAAUACAGCAGAGAACUUAUAGAGGGGAGAGAAUAAUAUGAAGCUACUGAAUAUAGAAAAUUUUAGUGCUGGAAUUUGAACCAUAGACUAUAUCAGAAAUCUCAGAGUGGAGAAUACCUUAUCAGCAAAUCACCCAAAGCCACACCUCACAAGUUAGAAACCUCUAUUAAUGUUCAUAGGGUAGAAAAUACUUGAUCCACAGGCUAUAGAACAUGCACAGAUUAUAGGAAGCUAUAGGAAAGCAUUGUGCUAUUUUAUUAGUUGUGUUUAGCAUCUCAGUGGAUAUCAGUAGUUUCUAGACAAAAUACAUUAUUUUAAAUGUGUGGGAGCUUUAAGUUAAAAAUCUAAGCUUAUGCAUCAGAUAUUUUGAAUUGAAGGAUCUCUGGCAAUUUAAGGUGGAGGAUGGUUUUCAUUUAGAAAUAGCUUUGUAUUUUUGUUGAGAUGCAAUUUGGCCCAUUGCCGGGCUUGUUAUUCCCCACUGUUUAAGGUGUUAGAUGUGAAAACACAGCACGCUGGGACCAGCAGUUGGAAGCAAGUCAGAGGCUCAUGCAUCUGCAGAAGAAGAGAAGAUUUUUAGCAAGAGGACCCACCAGGAGGACUUUCGGAUGCCCAGAGUGGAGAACUAUUACAUGUGAAAGAGUGAACAGAAGUGGGACAUAUUUAGAGUCAAGGCUGGAUUUCUGGCAAGGAUGAUGCAGGAUUCGAAGGAGAACCAGCAGAGAGACUUCAGGUGGGUCAUGGGCUGAAGAUAAGAGAGCCAAGGGAAAUAGGGGACUGGAUAGGUCAGUUCUCUUAUUCAUCUGGUAAGGCCUGGAGAACAGAGAAUAGAAUAGGUGUGUGUGUAUGUGUGUAUAUGUAUGUGUGUAUG